AUGUCCUUGGAAGCGACGCUGCUGAUCCUGCUGUCAUUCGCGCUCACCUCGAGUGGCUGCAGCUUCGGCAAACGCGGCGGAACGCGCGUUCAUCGAAACGACGACGAAUGUGCAUGUGCCACCACCGUCCGCUACAACCCUCUGACGGACUCGAAUGUCACCGUCGAUCCCCAUUGCGACUGCAGAUCGUCCAGCUUUGGAGUAGUGCGAAUGAUCCCGUACGGCACCUGCGUUGCAGAUGCAUGCGGCGCGUUGCACGUGGAUCUGUCCUCCGCGUGCGUAAGAUGCGGCAUGUGCGUGGCCGUCGCCGAGGAGAUUAAUCACACUCUGUUGGAGAUUCACGAUAUGAUGGCGCCUGAUGACUGGCUAAACAAAACGGAGGUCGUACUUCUUUUAAGGACCAUCUGCGACCAUUCUUUUCGCCACUACGGUUUGCGAGACAUUGAUGGUAAAAGAUUUAUCUCCGACUCGUUACCGGGUGACAAGCUCAUUUCCUCGUCCGCCGAUGGACUGUGGGAGAAAAGUUUGAGAAAUACGUGUCACGACUAUCUCGAUGAGAUACAAGAGCUGCAAUUAUACAGAACCUGGAAGGAGUGGUGCGAGGAUGACGAGCACCUUCCCAAUCUAGAAGACAUCCUCUGCAGAAACGAGAUUAGCAGUUUGCGAGACUGUAGAGGCAUAGACAUUGUGUACAGGCGACAAGUACCUACAAAGACUUUUGGUGCUCGCGUGAAGCUUCUAGCCGAAUAUGUAUAAUAAU
Vollenhovia emeryi is the source of this 760-nucleotide messenger RNA. RefSeq lists its product as uncharacterized. Lineage: Eukaryota; Metazoa; Arthropoda; Insecta; Hymenoptera; Formicidae. The transcript is spliced from 5 exons. The record is from RefSeq and is a predicted model, not a curated record. Gene Ontology annotation, cellular component: extracellular region; endoplasmic reticulum chaperone complex. Bases 1 to 756 code for a protein of 251 amino acids. Gene Ontology annotation, biological process: regulation of B cell proliferation.